Taeniopygia guttata (zebra finch) is the source of this 3987-nucleotide messenger RNA. RefSeq names its product doublesex and mab-3 related transcription factor 3 (gene DMRT3). Lineage: Eukaryota; Metazoa; Chordata; Aves; Passeriformes; Estrildidae. Gene Ontology annotation, biological process: male sex differentiation; regulation of transcription by RNA polymerase II. Gene Ontology annotation, cellular component: nucleus. The record is from RefSeq and is a predicted model, not a curated record. Gene Ontology annotation, molecular function: DNA-binding transcription factor activity, RNA polymerase II-specific; protein binding; RNA polymerase II cis-regulatory region sequence-specific DNA binding.
CGCUCUGCCCGCCGGUGCCACUGUCAGAGCCUGCGGGCAGAGCCGCCCGCCUCCUCUCCUCCAUCGCCCCGGCCUCCGCCCGCCCUCACUGAGGCCUUCUCCACCCCGGAGCCGGCCGGGCUCCUCCCGCGGGCAUGAACGGCUAUGGCUCCCCGUACCUCUACAUGGGCGGCCCGGUGUCGCAGCCACCGCGGGCUCCGCUGCAGCGGACACCGAAGUGCGCCCGGUGCCGCAACCACGGCGUGCUGUCCUGGCUGAAGGGCCACAAGCGCUAUUGCCGCUUCAAGGACUGCACCUGCGAGAAGUGCAUCCUCAUCAUCGAGAGGCAGCGGGUGAUGGCCGCUCAGGUGGCGCUCCGCCGGCAGCAGGCCAACGAAAGCCUGGAGAGCCUCCUCCCGGACUCCCUGCGCUCCCUCCCCGGGCCGCCGGGCAACGCGGAGCCGCCCGCGCCGCCGCCGGGGCCGUCGCCCUGCGCCGCGCCGCCGCGGACGCCCGCCGAGCUGGCCGCCGCCGCCGCCCUCCGCUGGGCCGCCGAGCCGCCCCCCGCGCUCCCGGGGCCGCUCCCCAAGGCAGACGUGAAUGAGGAGCGGUUGGGUGAUGCAAGUGGAGCAGACAGUGCCGAGACCUACAGUGACAAAGACACAGACCAAAGGAGUUCCCCAGACAUGACUAAAACCAAAAGUUGUUUCAACCCUGAAAGCCCUGAAAUUGUUUCAGUGGAUGAGGUUGGUUUUGCAGUUCAGAAAAAUGGUGGGGGCACAGAGAACCGUCCAGACAGCCCCAAGUACCACCCAGAGCAGAACCACCUCCUGAUAGAAGGUCCUUCUGGGACAGUUUCUUUACCAUUCAGUUUGAAAGCAAACAGACCCCCACUUGAAGUCUUGAAAAAGAUUUUCCCAAACCAAAAGCCAGCUGUGCUAGAGUUGAUCCUGAAGGGGUGUGGCGGUGACCUGGUGAGUGCUGUAGAGGUUCUUCUGUCUAGUCGGUCUUCAGUGGCCAGCGGAGAGAGAAGUUCUGCAGAAUCGGAUGGUCUUGUUUUACCUUCCAAUGGGCAUAUUUUUGAACACACACUGAGUUCCUAUCCUAUUUCAUCUUCCAAGUGGUCGGUGGGCUCAGCAUUUAGGGUUCCUGACACUCUGAGGUUCUCUGCUGACUCCAGUAAUGUCGUACCAAAUCCUCUAGCUGUACCUUUGCAGCACCCUUUCCCUCAGCCGCCACGCUACCCGCUGAUGCUGAGGAACACUUUGGCAAGAAACCAGUCCAGCCCAUUCCUGCCCAACGAUGUCACCCUGUGGAACACCAUGACAUUGCAGCAGCAAUACCAGCUACGGUCCCAGUAUGUCAGUCCUUUCUCCAGCAGCUCAGCCACUGUUUUCCGAAGCUCACCUGUCCUUCCUUCCCGCUCAUCAGAAGAUCCUAGGAUUUCAAUUCCUGAUGAUGGAUGUCCAAUUGUGUCUAAGCAACCAAUUUACACAGAAGAUGAAUAUGAGGACAGGUCUGAUUCUUCAGACUCAAGAAUACUCAACACAUCUUCUUAGACUGGCAUUUGACAUGGGACAGCUAAGCGAUACUCACAGUGCAGCUGAACUCCUGGCCUCUAAGAGGAGGGGCAUGUACUCUACAAAACUCUCGCAAUUGUAUUAAAAAGUUGCUUGGUAUUGUACUAUAGCAAUAAAGACAUAACUUAUUUAAUUUCUUGCACUUCACUGGAUAAUGCCAAAUAGCAAUACUCUGGCUUUAGUGCUGAGUGUGUGUUGCAAAGGAAGACUUUAUGGCUACCAGUUAUGGGACUCUAGAAGACUCAUAAUGGAAACAGAAGCCCAAGGUCUACUUUGUUCCUUAACUCAGAAAAAUGGGGAUGUUAAACUAGAAUACUUGAAUGCUGUUUUAUAAUUGAGAACUCCUCAGGACAUAAGAAAUCAAGCAAACAUAGUUCAAUUGCAAAUGGACUAAAACAAGGACCUUAUGAUCUUAUGCCAGUGAUCAUCCUUGCAGUGAAAGAAAAGGCAGAAGAAAGAAAUACACACAUGCAACUAACAUGAGCUGCUUCUGUGCUGGUUGAGCUUGGACACUUUUCAGAGAAAUAUUAUUAAGAGUUAUUCUUUUCCCAUGGCUAGGUCGAAAUGUGUAAUGUCAGUGUAAAACCAAUUACAGCUGUGAAUUGCAUGAAGUGUAUUGUGAAAUGAACACCAGAUUAAGCAUUGUCAGGUUAAUGUAGCAUGCUAAGGACUCUAGAAAAAUAAACUAAGAUGAUGAUCUUGGUUUAUGUCAUUUAUACUGGGCAAAUAACAUUCUGAAGACAGAGAGCUGAUUAGUUCUCAGCCGGGGUUAAAAUGUCCAGCUCCAGCAGCUGCAGUCAGGGGAAACCACUUUUUCCAAGUCUGGGUUUUGCUUCCCUGACUUGUAACUUGCAACUGAGAUUAGACAAAAGCUGUCAUCAGGGAAGCUGAUGUCUCUUGUGUUGGUACUGCAGAUAUUUCCAAGCUCAGCUGAGUAAAGCAGAGCUUGCUCCAAUCACAGAAAGCAAAAAACAAAAGGCUCUCCCAAUGCUUCAGAAGCAUAGUUUUUCCUAUUCUGUAGAAGUAGAAAAAAAAAGGAAAUAGGAUGUAAUUGUGGGCAUUUCUUUAAAAUAAUUUUUAGGCAAAUGGCAACUCCCCUUUUCCCCUAGAAAAGUAAUGCUUUGAACAGUUUAUUGCAUGAUUGCAUGCAUUGAUUACACUGCAUAUCUUAUGUGUGUCUGAGUAACAUUAGGAACUGCUUCUGAUGAGGAAUGCCUCUAAGCUUAAUGUCCACUUAGAAGUUUGUUAAGCUCUUAGUGUCAUUUUUUCAAUUGUUCACAAGUGACUAUGUAUGCUUGAGAAUUGACUUUUACAAAACACACCUCUGAAUGCAGAUGAGAUGACUCUUCGGUCUUUCAAGUCUGGGCAUUAGUCCCACACAUCAAAAAAAAAAAAAGGUGAGGCCACCCUGAAGUUGGACUCUGAAGCAGAUGGGCUUUAAAACUGUUAUAUAAGUGUAUCAGGCAUGUUAUCUGGUGUCAUUGUUGAUACGAAUGCCUGUGUUCACAUUUGGCAUUUCAUGUUCUGUAAGUGUUGUGCACAUGAUGAAUCUUUCAUUUUAUAAAGGUACUGAAUACGCACAAAAAGGAGAAUAAAAUAAUGACUUUAUUUUCCUUCGGGGAUAAAUUGACUGAAAGAUACUUUAUCUUGCAUAAAUUUCCAGCCUGUUCAGAAAAACAUUUUAUUGGUUAUGCUACAAAGACAUUAAAGCAGAGGAAGGGAGGAAAAUAAAAAUCCCUUAUGGAAAUGUAAAUGUGCAAGCAUCUGGAGUUUUCCUAAAUGCAGGAUUUCAGUUGUGUACUGACGGAUUUGCCUGCAUUCACAUGGCAUUUGUAAACAAAUUCAUCUUACAGCCACCCCAGAGAGAAAAGUAAUAUGUAAAAUAGAUCUUGCAGGCAGAAAGGCAGGUGGCAGUGAAACGCUGUGCUCUGACAUGUUUCCAAGAAAUUGUCAAAGGCUAGGUAAGAGAGGCUAGGCCCUGGAGCUCCAGUUUUGAGCAGAUUUCCUUCCUGCGGAAAUCUUAGGCAUCUCGUAGUUUAAAUCUAGUAGGCAUCUAGUAGUUUAAAUGAAAUCUCAGUGGAGGCUUUUAAAUUUAUUUUACUUGUUGUUUGUGUGCUUGUUUUGCUACAGAUGUUGAAUCAUCUUCAGCAGAAAGACAAAACUGUGAUAUCUGCAAAAGCUCAUACCCUCUAUGGUCUGUGGGUUUUCAAAAAACUGAAUCUUGGCAUCUUGGCACUGGGACAUAUCUUUCAAAGAAAGAUGACCCUUGGCUAACAUGGAAUGAACUUCUGUCACACUUGUAGUGAAAAAUGCGAAUUUGGUGGUAUGAUUUUUAAAAUUCUAUCUCUUUUGACAAGCCAUUUUCUGAAAAAAGAAACAAGUUAAAAUAAUCCUUGUCUCUCAUGUUAUAAAAUAACUCUUGACUCCA